UGAAAAAGUAGUCGCUAAUGAUGAUUUGCAAGGAGCUUUUGUUUAUUGCUUGUGGCACUUUCUCCAUUAUACACCUAGUUCAGUCUCAGAAUCAACGAGAUUACCUUCCAAUGAAUCUCCUAGUGACCAAUAUAACAUACAUAUCCGAUGCCGGUUUAAUCUACGGGGGAAAAACCAGCACCAUCCAAAAGGCCUCGGAGACAGACUUUAUCUCUAAGCCAUAUAGGGUUUUGAGGUAUUUUCCUGAUGGAUUGCGAAACUGUUACAGUUUGAGUGUGAUGCAAGACACAAAUUAUCUGAUCAGGACAGUUUUUGUAUAUGGAAUCUACGACGGUCUAAAUAUUUUUCCAAGAUUCGACCUCUACCUUGGUCCUAAUAUUUGGAAAUCCCUAGAUCUGCGGAAAACAGGUUUCGGUGAUGUAGAGGAUAUCAUUCACAUCACAGGAUCUAACGUUUUAGAUAUAUGUCUUGUUAAGGCAGGAACAAGUACACCACUUAUAUCAGCUAUAGAGGUAAGACCCUUGCGGUAUGAUACUUAUGCUGCACAAACCGGUUCUUUGAAGGUUUUAACACGCCUCUACUUCACCAAUUCAAACAACACAAUAAUGACUAGAUGA
Thlaspi arvense is the source of this 617-nucleotide messenger RNA. Lineage: Eukaryota; Viridiplantae; Streptophyta; Magnoliopsida; Brassicales; Brassicaceae. The record is from the annotation of a GenBank genome assembly.